AUGUCAGAUUAUAUAGAGCCAGAUACACCUAAUGGAGUGAAACAUCAUUCUAAUACAACUAAUGAUGAAAUUUUAUCAAAUGUAGAUAUAUCAAAUCCAUUUGAUGAUAAUAAUGCUAAUAGUGAUUUUAUUCAAACAGAUACCUAUAACGUUUCAAAGAAUUCAAGAGGCACUUUAGAUGAAACUAUAUUAGAAACUUUAAGAAGAGAUUUUACUGAAAUAAAUACAACUUUGAAAAAAGUUGUAUAUCCACAUUUCCCAUCAAGACAAUUAUUAUCUUCAACCUCAACUAUGAUCACUAAUGAAUCAUUAUCAUCAUCUAGUAAUUCAGCAAAUGACCAAUCUAUUGCAGAUAUUUCUGCCAACUGUGAUCUUUGGGCUCCAUUAAUUUUUGUUAUUACUUAUUCAUUAUGUGUUUCACAUGCUCAUACAUUAUUCUCAAGUUUAUUUGUUUUAUGCUGGACUUUGUUAUUAAUAAUGUCAUUGCAUAUGAGAUUAACAAAACCUUAUGAAAAUGUUAAUAUGAUUACUUAUAUAUCAUUAUCAGGUUAUUGUAUCUUUCCACAAGUAAUUAAUUCAAUAAUAACACAAAUUAUUUUCCCAAUUAUACUAAAAAUGGCAGGAAAUAGACAUUGGAGUAUAAGAAUUAUAACAUUAUUAAAAUUAAUUACUUUAAUAUUAUGUGAAUUAUGGUCAUUAACUUCUAUUUCAUUAGUUACAAAUAGUAAAGGAUUUGUACAAAUUUUCCCAUUAGGGUUAUGUCUCUUAGGAUUAGGUUGGUUAGCAACUAUAUUAUAA
Maudiozyma saulgeensis is the source of this 798-nucleotide messenger RNA. The record is from the annotation of a GenBank genome assembly. Lineage: Eukaryota; Fungi; Ascomycota; Saccharomycetes; Saccharomycetales; Saccharomycetaceae.